This is a messenger RNA of Topomyia yanbarensis, 4455 nucleotides long. RefSeq lists its product as uncharacterized. Gene Ontology annotation, cellular component: membrane. The record is from RefSeq and is a predicted model, not a curated record. Bases 12 to 3902 code for a protein of 1296 amino acids. NCBI's taxonomy places the organism in Eukaryota, Metazoa, Arthropoda, Insecta, Diptera, Culicidae. Gene Ontology annotation, molecular function: ligand-gated monoatomic ion channel activity. The transcript is spliced from 17 exons.
ACUGUGUAGUGAUGUUAGAGGUGCAAGGUUAUUUUGUUGCUUUUCUCCAGUACCUGGUGCUCACAUACUUUUCGCGUGAUUCCUACUGUACGGUUAUCUAUUAUGAUCGUCAAAUGACAGAUGCGGAUAAAGAAUGCGAUCAAUACUGUUUGAUGCUUCAGGCAGUUGAGCUGGCUUUUGGCCAACUGAACGAUGAUCAACCUGCUGUGAUGUGGAUAUCAGCUGAAUCGGAUACGGAAGAAAUGCAUCUUGAAAAUGCAAUUGAAUAUGGUUGUCAAUCGUACAUUGUUAUUAGCCAGAGGGUGAUGGAAUUUCUACAAACAAAAUUAACUGUGAAAGAGAGGACGUUGCAAAGAAUACGCGACAGGAAUUUUCUAAUAUAUUCCGAAAACAAAGCACUACUCGACAACAGCUCCAUAACAACAACAGCAUUAAAAUUUUUUCCCAACCUCUGGUUUUUAGUUCCGUCCAGUAACACCAGCUAUGAUUUUUAUACCCAACAAAACUGGAACGAGGUACCGUCGAAGAUUAUACUAGCGGACAGUUACGACAUAGUCGAACGGAAGUUUACCGGUGAUGGAAAUCUGUAUUUGGACAAGCUGUUCGAUCUACAAGGUACAACGAUUAACAUGGGCGUUACCGACUACGCACCUUACUGUGUGACAAAAAAUGUUGGCGCCAACCAAGGUAACGCCGAUGCCUUUAAUUCAAGUGUGCCCAAAGAACUUUUCAUCGACGGACUCGAAGGAUCGUUGAUAGUGGAGUUUUGCAAAAAUCGAAACUGUAACAUCAAACUGUGGCCAUACGGUCCCAGUGAUUGGGGAGAAAUUUACCCCAACGGAUCCGGUUACGGCGAAAUUUAUUCCACUUACACGAAACAAACCGAAUUUUCGAUUUGUUGUCUGUAUUAUACUUGGUUCCGUUCGAUGCUGGAUGCAAGUCAGUAUAUUGCGAAAUCCACUAUAACCGUACUAGUUCCAGGAGCAAAACUGCUUCCGACAACUCUAACUCUCACGUACCCUUUCUCAAAAAUUGUAUGGUUUUCAAUCUUUCUUAUGUUGGUGAUAAUGACCGUCGUUCAUCAUAUGAUAACAACCAUUAACCUGAAGCAAAGCUUCAACAGAGAUACACCUCAGCCACCGAUUGAAAAGUCUAUUUUCGACAUGAUCUCAAUCUAUUUAGAUCAAGGAAUAUUUCCAAACUCUGCGUCCUCAUCCUACCGAGUGCUGAUUUCCUUCAUACUUUUAUCUGGAGUCGUUCUAAGCAAUUCCUAUGCUAGCGGUUUAGCAAGCGUUCUAACUAUACCAAGAUAUGGAAAAUCAAUCGAAAACAUACAUGACUUUGUGGAAUCAUCUUACCGAUGGGCCGCCCCGGCUUGGGCGUGGGUUCUUUCCUUAUACGCGGCUGACACGUACGACAUCCGUCAAGUGGUGAACAGGUUUGAUAUGAUUCCGGAUGAAGACGAAAUAUUUCGCCGAACGCAGGCUGGUGACUACGGAGUUGGUGUAGAGUUGUUGAACGGUGGCAACUAUGCUUAUGGGGCGUCUGUCCGAGAGGAAAAUGUUCACCUAUUCGAUAUUAUGAAAGAAGAAUUGUAUUUUUCCUACACAAUCGCAUACUCACAACGGGGGUGGCCAUUGAUGGAAUAUUUCAACAAGUUCAACCUGGAAGCAGUGCAGCAUGGAUUCAUCAUAUACUGGGAAGGACAAACGAUUCGUAAGUAUAUGAGUAACCGUAUGGAGCAUGCUUUGGCCCUCGUUUCUGAAGGUCAUAAUGAUAAAGAAGAGAUAAAGCCACUGUCAGUACAGCAUAUCCUAGGCCCGUCGUUUGUAUUGCUGGUCGGUUUGACUGCAGCGACCGUAAUGUUUAUCUGUGAGCUGAUGUGGAAAGCCUUACAUGUUAGUAUUGGGCAAUUGCUACGAAAAGCUAAGCUAGCGACGAAAAGGCGAGCCAGUGGGUUAUUACAAACAACCAAUACAAACUUCAGCGGAGCAAUAAUGAUACAGGAUCAAGCAGAACUAGUGGCAUUCUUUCAGUACCUAGUCCUGACGUACUUUUCGGGUGACAGUUAUUGUACGGUUAUCUACUAUGAUCGGAAAUCAUACGAAUGCGACCAGUACUGCUCUGUAUUGCUCGUAGUUGAACAAGCCUUGGCACAAUUGAAGAAUUCACAAAUACCCGUUGUAUGGAUCGCUUCUGAAUCAGACACUGAAGGAAAACAUCUCACAAAUGCAGUCGAAAUAGGUUGUCAAUCAUAUUUAGUUGUAACGCGAAAAGUAAUGGAUUUUUUUAAACUAAAACUGACUCUGAAGGAGAAGACAAUGCAAAAAGCACGCGACAGAAAGAUUCUCAUAUAUUCUGAAAACAUUACAUUUCUAGACAGUAGUUCGAUUGCAAGCAACGCCUUAAAAUUCUACCCCAAUCUGUGGUUCAUUGUUGGAUCUGGCAAUGACAAGUACGAUUUCUAUACUCAACACUACUGGAACGGUAGUCCGUCGGAUAUACGAAUUGCAGACAGCUACGACAUUGCCGAAAGUAAAUUCAUCGGCGGCGGAAACCUUUUCUACGACAAAAUGUAUGAUCUGCACGGAACAACAGUCAACUUAGGAGUCACUGACUACGCACCUUACUGUAUCACAACCAAUGUUGGGGUUAACCAAGGAAACGUAGAUGCUUACAAUUCCAGUUUACCCAAGGAACUUUUCCUAGAAGGUUUUGAAGGGUCGUUAGUAGUUGAAUUCUGCGAAAUGCGAAACUGUAGCAUUCGGCUGUGGCCAUACGGUUCCAGUAACUGGGGAAACAUUUUCCACAACGGAUCCGGUUACGGGCUCAUCUACUCCACAUAUAUUAAAGAGACUGAGUUUGCGAUCUGCAGUUUAUAUUACAACUGGCACUUUCAAUUCCUUGACAGCAGUCAGUAUAUUGCAAAAUCUUCUAUAACCACACUGGUUCCAGGAGCAAAACUGCUUCCGACAUCACUGACUCUCACCUACCCCUUUACGAAUAUUGUAUGGUUUUCGAUUUUUAUUAUGAUGGUGAUAAUGACCGUGGUCCAUCAUAUGAUAACCAGCUUGAAUCUGCAACACAGAGAGACAUUCCAACCACCGAUUGAAAAGUCGAUUUUCGACAUGAUCUCAAUCUAUUUAGAUCAAGGAAUAUUCCCAAACUCUGUGUCCUCGUCGUACCGCGUGCUGCUAUCAUUCAUCCUUUUAUCUGGGGUAAUUUUGAGCAAUUCCUACUCCAGUGGUUUGGCUUGUGUGCUUACCAUACCCAGAUACGGAAAAUCAAUUGAAACCAUACAUGACCUGGCACAGUCGCCUUAUCGAUGGGGUGCUCCGGACUGGGCUUGGGUUUUUUCUCUCUUGGAAGUAGAUUCGGCCGACAUACGUCAAGUGGUGGCCAAGUUCGAUAUGAUUCCUGAUGAGGAAAAGAUCUACCAACGUACUCUGCCUGGGGAUUUUGGCGUUGCCGUCGAAGUACUGAACGGCGGAAACUAUGCCUAUGGAUCGUACGUGCGUGAGCAGAAUGUCCACCGGUUCGAUAUCUUGAAGGAGGAAUUAUACUUUUCCUAUUCAAGUGCCUACUCACAACGGGGAUGGCCAUUGAUGGAAUACUUCAAUAAAUUCAGUCUGGAAGCAAUACAGCACGGAUUCAUCAUAUACUGGGAGAGACGGACGAUUCGUAAAUAUAUGGGUUACAGAAUGGGACAUGCACUGUCUCGGAUGGCCGAAGGCCACAAUGAGAAAGAGGAGCUUAAAUCACUUUCUUUACAACAUAUAGUUGGUCCAAUGUUUGUGAUAGUAAUUGGGUCUACAAUAGCGAUGGCGAUGUUCAUCUGUGAACUGAUUUGGUAUUCUUUAUGUAAAAAGUAUACACAAAAGAUUCAUUGCCCAGAAUCAUGACAACAUGCAACUUUAAAUGUUGUACCGAAACCUCUUCUCGCCCAUGUUGUUUGAAAGCAACAAAGUUUUAAAUAUCUGUAACCUUUGAUAUAUCCAACAUUUGCUCACAAGGUAUAGCCUUUUCUUUAAGCACUAAGUUUGUACUAUCCGUAGAAUUAAAAUUUUUGCAAUUAAUCUGAUUAAAUUUCGCUGGAGCAGUGUGACCAGGAAAAGUUACAGUAAAUGGUAAAAAUAUUUUUUAAAUAUCUUCUUGAGUUCAAAUAAACCUAUCAAUUUAGAUUGUUAUCGAUUACGUUUUCCAUGCAAUUGCACCAUAGUAAAUAUUCUGUACAUAUUUUAGGAGAAUCGCAUUGAGCAUCAAAAGAUAAAAAAAAUUGCAGCUUCUGACACUCCGAGAAUUUUUGACCAAGUUUAAACGAAUUUGUUUGAUCUAUUUUGACCAAGUUUUAACGAAACAUACUUUUGGAACCCUAUAAUAUUAUAUGAGCUGGAAAAAGAUUGGCACGUAUAUGUUAAUUCAAAGUAUCCUUUACAUUUCAAUGCAAAAAUCCCA